This is a messenger RNA of Lindgomyces ingoldianus, 546 nucleotides long. RefSeq lists its product as uncharacterized. The record is from RefSeq and is a predicted model, not a curated record. The transcript is spliced from 7 exons. NCBI's taxonomy places the organism in Eukaryota, Fungi, Ascomycota, Dothideomycetes, Pleosporales, Lindgomycetaceae. The annotation marks the transcript as partial.
CGUAAACGGACAGCCGAUGAUGAGUUGAGCCCUAAUACCCCUAAGCCCCAGCCUCAGCCCCGGUCUCGUCGAGCAGCUAACAAUAUGCCACCUACCAAGGACACGGAACUAGUUGAGCCUGGUGAUGAUGACCUGGGCGACCCUGACAAUACAGCUAAUGGAAAGGUCAAGAAGUCUACUGGUGGUGCAGUAGAGGCAAUGGAGGCAUUAGAGGCAGCAGAGGCAAGAGCCGGUCUGCCUUUAAUUUGGUAUGAGUAUUUUUGUCUGGCGUCAGUUACGCUUGCAACAAACGUUCCAACAAGCAAUGUAAUAGCAGAAGACUUCCAUGUAAUUUCUGGUAAGGUGGGCGUACGGUGCAGACCGUGGAACUAUCCUAAGGAGCUAAGGGAGGGGGUUUUUCGGCAUAAGUACCGGGGCGUACCAAGAGGUGAGCAGGCAAAGAUCUUCUUGUUAUUGACUACUGCCCUCUCUCUUCGCCAGAUAGCCAACGUUUCAGGCAACUGUAAGGCCGGAUGUCCCAGAACGGGCCAGUAUGGCCUCACCUGA